Messenger RNA from Guyanagaster necrorhizus, 1041 nucleotides. RefSeq lists its product as uncharacterized. The record is from RefSeq and is a predicted model, not a curated record. Lineage: Eukaryota; Fungi; Basidiomycota; Agaricomycetes; Agaricales; Physalacriaceae. Bases 1 to 1041 code for a protein of 346 amino acids. The transcript is spliced from 2 exons.
AUGCAGAAUGAAGGGGUGAAGGAGCUAAGCUUGACUGAAAGAAGGAUUGCUUUGCUGGAACAGGAAAUAGUGGCCCGGAAUAAGGAGUUGGUCCAAGUGCGGGAGGAUUUGAAGCGAGAGCAAACGGUACACAGAGAUGAACGGCGUCUCUUGGAUAUACGCACGCAGGAACUGCAAGAUGCGCACACUUAUUUAACGAUAAACGACACACUAUCCGGUAACGAGCUCGUCGCGAAAGUUGAAUCUUUGAAUGCGGAGAUAUAUCAGGUGUCGGCAUACAUGGCAGAUUCCAUGUCGUUCAGGGAGAGAGUUGAUCCCGACUCCACUCCGGUGGAGGUGGUGCGCUGGCUUGGAAGCUACAUCGUUCAUCUGCUGUGUUCCCCAAUAAAUGACGAGACGCGCAUUCAGGUCGUCCAAAUCGUCACGCAAGCAUCGUUGGUUCAAUGCUGCGCAGACUUCAUCUCUAUGUGGCACAUCGAAAGACACACAGACAUGAAUCUCAGCCGUCUAUACGCUAAAAUCCAAGCAACGAAUACUCAAGUCGUCGCGGGCCGGUGGAGAGCAAUGACUCGAUCUGGAUCCAAGUAUGAAACCCUCUCCAACGUCAAGAAGGAAUGGACAAACACGAUCAUCAGGAAAUUGGCGAUUGUGUUAAUCUUCGCCAGAUGGACUGGCGUCGGUACAGAUCCGACCUGGGACGCAUGUACGACCUUUCUGGUAGGAAAAUAUGGGGCGAGGAUAGAAGAGGUCGUCCGUUUAGCCAUAGAUCUCGACAGAGGGAUGGGCGAAGGCAUUGUAUCAGAGGAUAUCAUGAUAUUCUCCGUCGGCAGAGGCAGUACGUUCGUGCCCGAUACGAUGCAAAGUUGCGAUGGAGAAUCCCCAGUACGCGACCCGGAUCACGUUCUCUGCACCUGCGAGCUAGGACUGAAGAUUUCGCAGUCGGUGGAAAAGGAUGGUCACUCGGCAGAGCGACUGGCCAUUCUUGAGAAGCCAAAGGUGGUCCUCUACUCGACAAUGUCAGAGAUGAUAUCCAGAAUAUGA